AUGGCGUCUGUAACAAACGAUCUCGGUGAGGAGAUCCAGCCCGCCUACCGAGGCAACCUUUCCGCCUCGCAGCAGAAGGACGUCCGAGAGAUGUGGAGACGUCUUUUCGAGCUCUUUGAAAAGAACAAGGAUGUCUCGGACCGUGUAAUGCGCCAAGGUGGCCCUACCAAGGUCCCCAAAGGCGCCGCCGCCACUCCCAAAAACGAAAAGGACGCCGGCAAGGACAUCCCCAAGGAUGACAAGGCCAAAGAAGAGGCCAGGAAGGCCGAAGAGAUGAAAGAGAUGAACGAGUUUAUCGACAAGUACGGUGGACCCAUCUUGCGACAAACCAUGUGGGAAUUCACCAAGAUGGAUCACCCCGAUACCUCGGUUCUUCGUUUCCUUCGUGCUCGUAAGUGGGACAUUGACCGUGCACUUGCCAUGUUGGCAGCUGCCUGCAAGUUUCGUCUCGAAAAGGACGUUAGCGGUAUCAUCUACAAGGGUGAAGACGGUCUCAAGGAUGUCCCCGGUUUUAUGAACCAGAUGCGUCGUGGUAUCUCGUACAUCAUGGGCUCCACCGACAAGAUGGAGAACCCCAUCUACUUUAUCCACGUCGCUCGCCACUUUACCAGUGCACAGAAGCACGAAGUUCUUCAGGACUACGUCUUGCUUGCCAUGGAGAACGCUCGUAUGAUCACCACGGCUCCUUACGAGAAGGCCGUCGUCAUCUUCGACAUGGCUGGUUUCGGUCUGAAGAACAUGGACUGGCAGUGUGUUCUCUUCCUCGUCAAGUGUCUCGAAGCUUACUACCCCGAAUCGCUUCAGCGUAUCUACGUCCACGGUGCUCCUUGGAUCUUCAAGGGUAUCUGGCAAGUUUUGCAGCCCAUGCUUGACCCUGUCGUUCGUGACAAGAUCAAGUUCUCCAGUAAAGCCCAGGAUCUCGCCGAACUCGUCCCCGCUUCCAAGAUUCGGAAGGGUAUGGGAGGUACUAUGGACUGGGACUGGGACUACAUUGAGCCUCAGGCUGGCGAGAACGAUGUCAUGAAGGACACCAAGUCUCGCUCCAAGAUCGAGGCCGAAAUGAAGCAGCUCACCGACGAGUUCGAGAGACUCACUUGCGAAUGGUUCGAGACCACCCGCAGCGAUGACGAGAACCCUGAUCUCGCUUACCGCCGCGAAGUGCUCUCCAAGCAGAUUCGUCUCAAGCACUACCAGAUCUUGCCCUUCGUUCGAGCUAAGAACAUCUACCAGCGUGCCGGUAUCAUCACCUACGACGGUACCAUUACCUGGAAGUACCCUCAGACCAACGGCAAGACCAUCACUCAAGUCGUCAACGACCGUCACAACUACGGCUCCCUCAUCAAGUGGCUCCAGGAACACAACGAGGACACGCUCGAGAGCUCCUUCGGUCACAAGAAGCUUGUCGAGCUCUGUGAUGACGGCACCAUCAAGGAGUCUUACGGUGGCGGCGCAAAGGGCCGCAAACCGAGCGAUGCUGCUUCCGUAAAGUCCGGCAAAAAGUCCAAGAAGGGUGAAGCCGCCGCUGCUGCCGCGGGUGCUGGUGCUGGUGCUGCAGGCGUUAAGAGGUCCAAGAGCAAGAAAAAGCAGCCUGAACCCGAACCUGAAACCGAGCAAUCCGAUCAAGAUGGUUUCGAGGACCCCGAGUCCGAGCCAGAGCCUGAGCCUGCUGCGCGUGCCAGGCGCUCUCCUUCGGCCAACAAGUCGCUCAACCGCAAGCCUAGCAGAGCUGCUAAGCCUGAACCCCAACCCCAACCCCAACCCGAGCACGAUGACGACGACGAUGACCAGCAGCAGCCUCAGAGCUACACCGGUGCUGCUGUCGGUGCCGUUGCUGGUGUCGCUGCUGGUGCCGCAGGUGCUGCCGCUGCUGGCUUCAACUACAUCCGUGGUGCUAACAAGAACAAUGGUGACGCUGCCAACGAUGCUGUUCAGAACCGCCACCACGACGAGCAAGACGACGAGGAGGAUGACCAAGAGGAGGAUGACCAAGAGGAGGAUGACCAAGAGGACCACGGCGUCGCCCGCCCUGGCCAGCGUCAGCAGGCACCUCGCACCGUUGACCACUACCCCGAUGAGGAUGACGAGUUCGACGAGGAGAGCCCCAUCGAUGACCAGAUGUCGGCUUACUCUGACGAAUCCAUCACUCCCGAGACCGCUGUCCGACCCGACUACAUGCAGCAGAAGAUCAGCACUUCCGACUGCAAGAUCGACGACAACGACUGCCGUGAGGAUCUUGCAGCUGUCCGCGAAGCCAUGGCUCUCUUCCUCAACUCUCGCAUGCGCGAAGCCGAAGAGAUCUGCAUGAACGGUGCCGGUACUCGUCUCUACAAGGCCGAAGGUAUGGCCCUUAUCAACUCGGUCAAGUCGAUCAUGACUUUCGAGCCUGCCGACUUUGAGACGGCCAUCAUGUGCUGUCAGCACUCGAUGAAGAUCGCUGGCUUCCUCCGCAAGAAGCAGGGUACCAUUGGCAAGUUGAUUGGUGGCGGCAAGAUGGGCAACUACCGUUCCAUGAGUCUUGUUCAGCUUCAUGCCGAGUUGGUUCAUUCGGAGUCGCAGCUGCUCAAAUCCGUGCUGGGUAUCUUCUACUCGGGUGACAGCAUCGGGUUUGUGAAGCAGGCGUUCAGCUUGCGUGCUGCUUACUUCCAGGUUCGUGAGCUUUUCAAGUUUGUCGAGGCUGUUGAUGCUGAGGCUGAAGAGGCCGAGGUUUCGGGCAAGCGUUGCCAGACGGUUCACUUGGACCAGGACUUCCGAUCGGGCGUUUACCUCGGUAACGCUAUCUGCUCGAUGGUUCUAUCCAUGCUGCCUACCAAGACGCUCAAGAUAAUGGAAGGAUUUGGAUUCGUUGGUGACCGCAAGUUCUCGCUCGACCUGUUCGCUCGUGCUGGUGGAUGGAGCAAGAGCAAGCCUCUUCCCACCAUCUCGGCUGAUGAGGAAGGUGUUCGUCGACCCUUGUGCGACAUUGCCAUUCUCAUGUACCACCUUUGGAUCUCGAGCUACAUCCCCGUCACUGAGCUCGAUUUCGAAUUUGCCGACAAGAUCCUCUCAUGGAACUUGGUCCGUUUCCCUAACGGUAUCUUCUACCUCUUCUGGUCUGCUCGACUCUACGCCGCCCAGGCUUUGCCCGAGAAGGCAAUCGAGUACUACCGGAAUGCGAUUGAGUCGCAGCGCGAGUUCAAACAGUUGCACCACUUGUGUUUCUGGGAUCUCUCGCUCACCUACCUCUGCACCUGCGAUUUCGCCCGUGCUUACGAGUGCUACGAUGUUCUUUCGCGCGAAUCCAACUGGUCCAAAGCCAUCUAUCAGUACGCCAAAGCCGUCAUGCUCUACGAGACGGGUAUGGAUGACCGAGCCAAGAGUGCCACCAUCAUGCGCACGGUUGGUAAGCUGACCAAAAGGGUAGCAGGUCGACAGAUUUCCUUUGAGCGAUUCGUCGCAUUAAAGGCUAAGAAGUACAUUGCUCAGCAGAACCGACUUGCUUUGCCAGGACUCGAGUUUUCGUACUUGUGGCACUGUAUCGGUCAGACGCCAGUGUUCUUGUUGGUGGAGAACACACUGACGCGUAUCGAUGAGUUUAUCGACGAACUCGAAUCCUACCACAAUCCCAAGUCGUACGGUACAGGAGAGAACGAGUACUGGUCGGCUUACUGUUUGGCUUUCUUCCUCCGGGGUGUUGCUCUUCGCUUUGUUGCUUACCCCGAGCCUCAGACUUUGGUUCGUUUGCCAGCCGAAGACACCGUUGGACCGAUCGAAGAGAUUCAAGCCGACGCAAUUCAGUCGUUCAACAAAGUCUUUGAGCACGGUCAGAAACUGGAUGAGAUCGACCGAUACCUCGUUUACUUUGCUCACUACGAACUCGGCCGUCUGCGCAGCUGCAUGGGUCAGGAUGAAGCUGCCAAGCUCGAAUUCCGUAAAGUGCUUAGCGGCAAACCAUUGGAGGCCAAGGGUAAAGGCCUGAUCGGCGGUGGAAGCAAGGCUAACUACUUGCUUUCCAACAUGUGUCAGGUUCGUGCUCACGCUGCGAUGGAGACGAUGCGUAUCCAGAAGUCGAGAUCGCGCGCUUCCUUCUUCCACGGUGCAGAGGGCUCCUUGGCUAGUCAGAGCAUUGCAUCCAAGUCGACGAGGAGUAACUCGUUGGCUAGCUCGUCGGCAAGUAAGAGUAUCACAAGUAGGGGUACUAGUAUGAGUUCUAGAUCGGGUAAGGGUAGUAUUAAAAGUAACAGGUAUGAUGCUGAGGAGGGGUACAGGCCUUCGAAUGGCAAUGGAAGGGCCAGAGCUGAAUCGGGUAGGAGCCAGGCUACUGAUUACUCUUCCUCCAAGCGUCGCUGA
Messenger RNA from Ustilago hordei, 4326 nucleotides. RefSeq lists its product as uncharacterized. The record is from RefSeq and is a predicted model, not a curated record. Gene Ontology annotation, cellular component: cytosol; nucleus; mitochondrial outer membrane. NCBI's taxonomy places the organism in Eukaryota, Fungi, Basidiomycota, Ustilaginomycetes, Ustilaginales, Ustilaginaceae. Gene Ontology annotation, molecular function: protein binding. The coding region runs from base 1 to 4326 and encodes 1441 amino acids. The transcript has 2 exons.